AUGGCCGAAAUAUUCCUUUUGCAUUCGAAAAGGAUUCUAACAACGCUAAUUCUGAUAUGGACUUUCACUGCGUCAGUACCCAAAGUUAUCGAAGAUGAUUUUCGUUAUUAUAACGUCGGCGUUUUGAUGGCUUCCAAUCUUCAUUAUCCUUUCGAUUUGGAACGGUGCGGCCCCGCCGUCGAUAUGGCUUUGGAGGAGGUUAACGAGAAAUUUUUAGCUCAGCACAAGAUUAAGUUGUUGAAAGUACAAAAAAGUUACCCAUCUUGCAGUGGCGAAUUGGCACCCGGUUUGGCAGCGGACAUGCACUUUUUAUCCGACGUUUUGGCGUUUGUUGGACCUUCUUGCCUGUUUGCUUUGGAACCUGUCGCUCGAUUAGCUGCUUAUUGGAAUACGCCUAUUAUUACUGGAAUGGGCGAUCAGGGUAUUUUGAAAGACAAAAGCAAAUACCCGACGCUAACCAGAAUGUCCUACUGCCAAUGCCGCCUGAAAAAAGUUUUCUCCAGCAUUCUAAAUCAGUUUGGAUGGAAACAUAUUGCUCUUAUUCUGGACAGAUCCGAUUUAUUUUCUCUUACAGUAGAUGAAUUAGGCUGA
This is a messenger RNA of Ceutorhynchus assimilis (cabbage seed weevil), 591 nucleotides long. The record is from the annotation of a GenBank genome assembly. NCBI's taxonomy places the organism in Eukaryota, Metazoa, Arthropoda, Insecta, Coleoptera, Curculionidae.